This is a messenger RNA of Callithrix jacchus (white-tufted-ear marmoset), 3903 nucleotides long. RefSeq names its product zinc finger B-box domain containing (gene ZBBX). NCBI's taxonomy places the organism in Eukaryota, Metazoa, Chordata, Mammalia, Primates, Cebidae. The record is from RefSeq and is a predicted model, not a curated record. Gene Ontology annotation, molecular function: zinc ion binding.
GGCUCCCUUGCGUCCUCUGCCGGCGGACAGUGGCACAACCCAGCUUUCUGGUUGCUAUGGGUACCGAGGUAACGCGGUAACCAAGGAGACCAAGAGGGAAACUCCCGGCAGCUUCUGCAGCCAGCAGUCGGCGGUGACGCGAGGCUGGGGUCUCCAGCCUUUAAUCUGCCUGCGCGUUUCACAUGCACCCGCUUCGUUCUUGAAGUCUACUCCUCCCAAGUAAAGGCUAUGGGUGCGGGGUGCCUGAUUCCUGAGAAAUCUGAAGAUGGAGUCUCGCUCUGUUACCCAGGCUGAGUGCAGUGGCAUGAUCUCAGCUCACUGCAACCUCCACCUCCUGGGUUCAAGCUAUUUUCUUGCCUCAGCCUCCCAAGUAGCUGGGAUUAUAAGUAAGUGUUCACGAAUCAGAAUAACUUUUAGACGAUAUUAAGUUGUUAAUCAUGAACACAAAAGAUUUUGUAGUUCUUCCGUGGGGAAAACCUGGAAAUUCUGUAAAGCUAAAAUAUAGAAAUGCUCACGAACUGCGAAUGGAGAAAGUACGGUUAGAGUCGGAGAACCAAGAGAUGGAGAAGAAACUGCAAGAAUUCCGAUCCAUAGGAAGCAGAGAAAAGGAAGAAAGAGAGUCAAGUGGAUAUUACUGGAAAUCUGGAAAAGUGGGCAAAUUGGGUAAUCGAUCAUACAUGAUGCCAGGAAAUAAAGGAAAUGUUAUUAAGUUUUCUGCUGGAAAAGUGAAAUUAAAAUUACUGAAGGAACAGAUUCAAGAGCCAGUGAAACCAAGAGUUAAUUAUCAAAUGGCAAAUUCUUCUGAAUGUGAAAAACCCAAGAUAAAAGGGAAAGUUUGUGGGCAGUGUGAGAACAAAGCUGCUUUACUAGUAUGCCUUGAAUGUGGAGAAGAUUAUUGUUCAGGAUGCUUUGCUAAAAUUCACCAGAAAGGGGCACUAAAGCUCCACAGAACAACUCUUUUGCAGGCAAAAUCUCAAAUAUUAUUCAGUGUAUUAGAUGUUGCCCAUCAGUUUAUAAAGCAUGGUAAUCCAGAAGAACCCAAAGAGGAGAAUAAUUCUACAAAGAAAACCAGUAAAAGUCAGCAUAAACCCAAAUCUCUACUUCUGCAGAGGAGCAGCCCUGAGGCAGAAAUUACAACAACAAAAAGAGCAGAAUGUACAAAACCAAGAGACAGUCUGUUGUGUGAAGGGUCAUUCGAUGAAGAAGCUUCUGCACAGUCCUUUCAAGAUGUGUUAAGUCAAUGGAGAACUGGAAAUCAUGAUGACAAGAAACAGAAUUUGCGUGCAGAAAAAGACCCAUCGGAAGAAUGUGAAGUACAAACUAAUCUGAAAAUUUGGAGAGAACCACUUAAUAUUGAACUUAAAGAAGAUGUUCUAUCCUAUAUGGAAAAAUUAUGGCUUAAAAAACACAGGAGAACUCUGCAAGAACGACUUUUUAAUAUGCUACCAGAUACAUUCCUACAACCAUGUGAAACCACUGGUGAUGUACAGUGUUCUCAAAAUGAAAACAAUGAAGAUAGUGAUGGUGAGGAGCCCAAAGUACAACACUCAGCUCUUUUACUGCCAAUAGAAACAUUAAACAGAGAGAGACCUGAACCAUCUCUAAAGAUAGUUGAACUGGAUGAUACUUAUGAAGAGGAAUGUGAAGAACCAGAAAAUAGUGUGCCUUACAAAGUGGAAUUAGCUGAUGCAGACAGUCAACACAGUUGUGCUUUUCAUGAUUAUCAGAAGAAUAGCUUUCCAUAUGAAAAUCACAUCCAUGAACAUCAUGUUUUCAAUAAGGGGAAGAGAGACUUCUUAAGUCUUUGUCUGAGAAACAGCUCUACUUAUUAUAAAGAUAAUUCAAAAGCAGAAACCUCAAACACAGAUUUUGACAACAUUGUGGAUCCUGAUGUGUAUUCUCCUGACAUUGAAAAAAUUGAGGAAAGCACCUUCUUCAAAAGAAGUUUAAAAGAGAAAAGUAUAGGUUUAGAAAGUAAUCAAAAGUCUUAUGAAUCCUGCAUGUCAUAUGAGAGCAAAGAUACUUUGCCAAGUAUAGGUUUAGAAAAACUUCCCAUUGAGGAGAAAUUAUCUCAAGACACCAAAGAAUCCUUGGAAUUCAGCAAUCUGCAUAAGAGGCCAAGCUUUGAAGAUUCUAAAACUGCAAAGUCAUCACUGUUGUUACAAGAAAUAGCCUGUAAAAGUAAGCCUAUAACAACGCAUUAUCAAGGACUUGAGAGAUUCUUUAUUUUUGAUACAAAUGAAAGACUCAACUUACUUCCUUCUCAACGUUUAGAAUGCGACUAUUCCAGUACUAGGAUUCCACUUGCAGAAGACAGAGAAUGGAUUCCAGACCAUAGUUUAAGUGAACAUGCUGAUAAUUCAGUUGUCUUCGGUGUUCUGCAGGGUGCUCAGAAUCCAUCAUCAAGUAGAAAACAGCCAAAGAUGGGUAAGAAAUCACGGAGACCUUCAACAGCAAAGUUUCCACUUUCUAACUCUGUUAAAGAAAACUCCAGCUGCCUUUCAUCCUCGCGUCCUCGAUCCACAAGUGCAGCUUCUCAAUCUUUAUCUAGAUCUGCUUCUGAAAUUUCAGAAAUUGAACGUAUUGAUAUUACUGACCAGAAUGAGCUUUUCUUAGAUGAUAUUGCUGAUCAAUAUACCUUAGACAGUUUGGAAAAAGAAUUACAAGUGCUGAGAUCUCUUGCAGAUACUUCAGAAAAGCUUUACAGCUUACCCUCAGAAGAGUUACCAGCCUUCAGCAGCCAAUCACUUAAUGUAAGUCUGACUUCCACAGAUUUCCUUAAGACCUCACAUGUGAGGGGGCCCUGUGGAGUUGAGGAAUUGAGCUCUUCUGGAAGAGAUACCAAAAUUCAAUCUUUGCUGUCACUUUCUGAGAGCAGUACAGAUGAUGAGGAGGAAGAUUUUCUCAACAAACAACAUGUCAUCACACUACCAUCGUCAAAGAGUACUUAAUGAUUAUUUGUUCAUUACCUUUUCCAUUUUGUACCCACAGUGAACAAACAACUGAGAAAAGUAACCAAGUGAUUACUGUCCAAAUGCUGGAGAUUUUGAUUAUUAAUGUCUUUGAUGUUUCAAGGCGGCAAACUAAUAAAAGUAAAAUUAUAAGUUUAAGGGCUUAUUUUCUCAAUGAUAUAUUGUAUGUCAAACACUAAUCUAUAUUGCAGAUUAUAUUAGUGAAAUAUGGUGAAUUUGAAGAAAUAACUGUUAUAACUAUCUAUAAAACCUACCAUAGGAUAAAACGUGAUUAUAUUUAAAGUAAUAUUUAAUUGUUCAAUUAUAUUUUAGAUAGUUAUGUCAUCAACAAGAGUUGCUGCAUUUGACAGCCAAGUCACAUAAAUCGAUAUCAUCAAUGGAACCAAUAAUUACCCUGUUUGUUUUCUGGUUUUUAAUAUUUAUAGAAGUUCUGGUAUCUUCAAAAGUUUGCAAUGGAAGAAAAAAAGAGGACCAAAAAUCAAAUGGAUGUAAAACCUUUCAUACUCUGCUUUAGCAAAGCACACUAAAGACCCCCAAGCAUCUUUUUAAAAAAGGUCAAUGUAGUGAUUAGUUUUAUGUGAAAACAUGACUGGCCUACAGUACCCAAAUGAUACGGGUUGGCUGUGUUCCCCAUCGAAAUUUCAUCUUGGAUUGUAGCUCCCAUAAUCUCUAGGUGUCCUGGCAGGGACCUAGUAGGAGAUAGUGAUUAAAUCAUAGGGACACUUAACCCUAUGCUGCUUUUCUUGUGAUAGUGAGUUCUCAUAUGAUCUGAUGGUUUUAUAAAGGGCUUUCUCUGCUUUUGCUCAGCACUUCUCUUUGCUGCUGCCAUGUAAAGAAGAAUGUGUUUGCUUCCCCUUUUGCCAUGAUUUCCUGAUUCCUCCCCAGCCAUACUGAACUAUGAGUCAAUUAAACCUCUUUCCUUUACAAAUUA